GUUAGAGCGAGUGUGAAGCGCGGUGUCGGGCAGUGUGGGAGCAGCCAGGGGCUCUCGUCAGUCCGUCCAGCUGCUGCCCAAUUUAUUGUUCUUUAAACAAACAGCCCACCCUUCCCGAUGGCAUCGCAAGUGGCGCCGCGAGUGCGGCCCAGCGGUUCGCCCACCUCCAGCCGCCCGCAGCCGCUCCGAGCCACCGUGCCCUUCCAGCUGCGAGCGGCCGCCGCCAACAACAACAACAGCAGCGGCCCCAGCAGCGGCGGCGGCUCCCGUCUACCCUCCUGCUCGCCGCCCUCCGUCUGCGCCUCUCCGCCGGCGGCAAGCCUCCGCAGUGCCUUUCACACCGUCGCCACUUCCACCGGGCCGGGGGGCGAGCAAGAGGCGGCCUGGCGAGCGCUGCCGUCUGCCGAGAGGAAAACCGGGCACUCCGCCUCCUCCUGCUGCACCGCUGCCGCCAGUAAAGCCAUUGAGAAACCCAAGCUUCAUAAGACAAGAUCUUGUAUACGUCGCACGUCUUCACUCGACACCAUAAUUGGACCUUACUUGAUAGGACAGUGGCCUCGUGACACCGAUGUGCACUCUUUAUCCUGGGAGAAUGAGAAAGCUACACAGACUCCUAGCACUUGGCAUGAGAUGGGUCUGAAAAGGAAGAAUUCUCACAAACGUUCUGCAUCGUGGGGCAGUGCAGAUCAGCUGAAAGAGAUUGCAAAGCUCAGACAGCAACUCCAGCGCACCAAACUCACCAAGCAGCACGGCAGAGACAAAGAACGACAGUCGCCACUGCACGGAGAUCAUACUGCCAUAGGUUUAGUACAGCAAGGAACUUCCAAGUUUGUACCGAUUUUGCCAGCAAACCUUGCGAUCACAAAGUUAAUUCCACGACUUAGGAACAGCUUGGAAGCAAUAAAUCAGGAAAUUGAAGGGAUGUUUAUAAAAGAACCUGGAGAUAAAGAGUUACUGAGGAUUAUGGAUGCACCGGAUGGGCACAGGGCACCCUUCCCUUCCCAGAGUUCCAGCAGCAUUUCUCAGAGUGACCUUUCUCCUGUACCUCUUGAACAGACCAGUGGCCAUAGCAGUCCCUCUCCAUAUCCAUCCCCAUCCCCAUCUCCUUCAUACCCAAAUGGAAUCCAGGAAGAGGGACCUUGUAUCAUUGAAGAUGUGUCAUUUUUCGUUCAAGAUAAAGAUGGUGGCACAAGCUCCCCUCUCCUGAAAUAUGCUUCCUCUCCCAAACCAAACCACAGCUACAUGUUCAAGCGGGAGCCUCCCGAGGGUUGUGAGCGGGUGACUGCAUUUGAAGAAACUCCGGCUAUUUCCUUUGAACAGGCUUUGCUAUACUCGUGUCCUGAUAAAAACAAGGUUAAUUUCAAUCCCACUGGCUCUGCCUUCUGCCCAGUCCAUAUCCUUAAGCCUCUCUUACCAACUGUUGACUUGAUAUUGAGGCACUUACCAGCAUCGAUUUCUACGACCCCUUCCAGCGCAGGGGUAUCUUCGAGCACUUUGACUUCUUGCCAGUCGACAACUCAGGUCUCAUUCCAGCAACCGAUGGAGAAUUCAGGGAGCACAGACUUUGCUGAGCUUUCUAAGGAACAACCUCUACAGUUUGAUCCUUGGAAACUUGUUCAGACAGAAGAAGGUGCCUUUUUUCAGAGCUCAUUAAUAAUUUAAACUUGUAAAUCUGUAAAAGGUAAAUAGCUGACUGGAACUUUACACCCAACAAAAGUUUGAUUAAAUACUAGAGAAUGUGCCUGUGCUAGCUGUUGAUGCAUUGUUUUCUGACUGCAGGUUUAAGUUUCAUAUGUUAACAGGCCAGUUAGUGGAAAUUUUGGCAAAGCAUCAUUGGAACUUGUCCGUAAACGUUUAUGCUGAAAGCAGUUAAUUAAUUAACAAGGCACCAAAUAUCUGCUUGUGUGAAUACAAAUUCUUGGCAUAUAUACAUUAUAUAUGUUGGAGUGUAUUGUGACAAAUUUGGAGAUGCCUGCUAGUCUUAUCCUGCACCUUUUAAAUGACAGUACAUUUUGCUCCUUGGUCAAAGGUGAAAUGUUGCCAGUGCUGUCACAGUAAGCCCCACAAGUUUAAGCUGAGGAAAAGUAUAAAGUCAUAGGACAUUCUAAUUGUUGGCCACUAUCUGGUAAUUUUGAUGGAGUACUUUUUCAGUCAGCUUUUAACCUUGUAUAAUACCUUGUGUGCAAGACUGCUACAGUAUUUAGAAAAUAAAAUUGUUUAUAUAUUGAAAGAUGCACAUUGGAACCUUUUUUCCUUGGAUAACCUUGCUCUAUACGGAAAGCAUUCGGUUUGCAUUUUUUAUGAAGUGUAGGGCACUGCUGUUAUUUUAAAGGCUGUAAAAUAUAGUCUGAGUAUAAUCGAUGCACAAAGACCACUUGACGGAACUAUUGGACAGUGAAAUACUGGAAUAGGAGUGAACUCUAGCUGCGAGCGCAUAUUUCCUGUCAAUCACACACUUGUAUAAGCUCAACAAAGAAAGUGAACUGAAUGAUGUUUGGUCUGCUUCGAAGCUUUAAUAUCUCUACAUAGAUAAAGGUAUAGUGGCACAACUUAAGGCCACUAAUAGGGAUGUCACGGGGGAAUUGAAAUGUGUUUAUUCAGUAUUGAGCAAAAUGAUCACUUCCAAUUACUUUUAAUUGGGACUGAAAAUGAAUUGCCACAAAAUGAUCUGACUUGCUGUGAAGGAGUAGAAGGGUAUUUUAAAAUCAACUAAGUCAAUCAAGGUAACAAUUGAAAUAUUGAGAAUUGAUAAAUUAACUGUGUAGAAAGUGAUUAGACUAAUUAAAAAUUAAGUUAAACAAUUUCAUACAUAGGAUUGGGUUUGGUUACACCGAACUAGCAUAAGAUUAAGUCUGUUGACCCAAAUAUUUUGGUGUGUAUUGAACUUUGCUAUUGUAUUUUACAUAGCAGAAUACACUUACUGUAUUUGUAUACUUCAAAUUUCUCUAGUUUGCUCUGGGCUGGAGUUUGCCUAUGCCUUGGGUAGGAUUUUUUUUUUCUCCAGUUAACAAUUCUAAAUGUAUCCAUUGAAAAGUUAAAUUGUCAUGAAAUUCUAUUUUUGAAUAGCAUAAAGGAAUUUCUCUACAGUAGUAUUAAAAUAUUAAAAGCCACAUACAUCUAUGAAUUCAAUGAAAAAACUUCCAUGCCACUAUUUAGAAUCAGACUGAAAAUAAUGGCUUAAUUCAACAAUUUGAUUGCACCAUCUUGCAAAUAUUGCAAAAGCUUUGAGGCAGGGUGAGGAGAGAAGAGGGAAUCGGUGAACACAAGGUCUAUUUGCACCAGUUAUGUUUGACAGUACUUGUAUUUAAAUUUACUUUCUCGUUAUCACUGUUUCAAAUGUGUUUUAUACUGAAUUGUAUUUUUAAUUUUACUUCUAAUAUAAAUCCGGGCUUAAAUAUACAGAUGUAGUUUUUUUUCGGUAUUUAUUUAAACAGUUGAUGUACCCAUUUAAAGGGCUAGCUUCAUUUAAGGUCUAACUUGGGUAUUAAAAAAAUGAAAUCUAGCUUAAAAGCAAAGUGUACAGAUUAAAUAAAAAAACUGCUUAAUUCCUCUGCAUUCCAGUUUAAUUUACAGGUAUAUUCUGAUACAGAGCCUGUGAAAAUAAGAGCAACAGCUUUUCAACUUGGUGUCUCAAUCUGAAGAUUGUGUGGUUAAAUAUGGCUUCUGGAACAAAUUUAGAAUGGAUUGCCCAAAGGAAUUGUCAGGGGCAUGGACAAUGUGUUUGCAUUUUUGGUUUGGCAACCUUUUGUUUCUCUUCCAUCUCCAUGAUGAAACUGUAGACUGCAAUAUAGGUCUAAUGAUCUUCAAAACUGCUUUGAAAGAGGCUUGAUACACUGGAUAGUGCAGUGCAAUUAUUAACUCUGUACUUGGAGCUGCAUUCUUACCUGUAUAUUACUCAGUGUCUUUCUACCACCACAAACUUGACUUUCACAAUUCAGAUUUUGUAGUAUGCCAUUCUGAACCAUUUAAGGAGACUACCAGUGUAAAACAGUCCUGUAAUAAUGGUAAGAGUGAAAUGUAAUUAUCCUUGCAGUGAAGGAAAUGUCUGGAUAGCUAUUUUUGGGGGGUUUGAAAUUUAUCUUGUGUGUUUAGCUGUCUGCACAGGCGAAAGUAAAAUAUUGUGUAACUCUUAAAUAUAGUUCUGUCUACACGUGUCAUUCAUGUUCCAUUUUAAUUUAUUAUGUAGCCUUAUGUGCCCUGAUGCUAUAGUGUUCCCUACAUAACAUCUGCAAAGGAAACUGGUUUGAACAGAUUUCAAAGUUUAUUCAUGGAAUUAAUUGGGUGGUAGGAUUUGUGUCUUCUGAAAUGGUGAGAAAAUAUCUUAGUGUUUAUUUUGUUACUGAGCUUGGAUUCAGCUUAGCAACAGCACCUCUGUAAACAAAUUUUUGUGGUUGUUGUGUUGGGCCGACUGUCUUUAAUUCAUUUAAUAAUUUGUGUGCUGUUUAUAGGUCAGUAUUUGCUACCUAUCUUAGUGGGAUGCUGCUGCCUUGCAUUGCUGCAACCAGUGUCUUGGAAUUUGGCUUGAGUGCUGCCAUCUAGGGAGUUCCAGGAUGAUUGAGGAAUAGGAUUUACUUCCCCAGUUCCUCAACAUUAAAAAUAUAUUUAUCCAGAAACAUUUGUAUUGUAGUCGGUGAGAUAGUAUCUCCAUUAAGGCAGUUCUCUCUAUUUUCCCCACCCUGUUAUUUUUGGGCAUUGGGUUGGUAAUGACACUCCCAAGUUGGUAUUUAAAAAUGUUGCAGAUUUGUAGUCAAGUGAGACUUUGAAUCCGGACUAGUGAAAUUUGAGUAAAUUGCUUGGCAGCUACCAGGAUGUGGGCAAACAUGCCUUUGGGGCAUCAGCACCUUCUGGUGGUAGAAAUUCAGUACUGUAGCAGUGUUACAUGGGCUUGUAGUUUUCGAAACCAAGUCUUUGACAGCUGCAAACACAAACUAUUUUCUCUCUCCUUGCUUUAAUCUCGAAUUACACUUAAUUUUGAUUUAGUUUACAGCUGACUUUAAAAUCUGAAUCGGAUCACUUGCUGUUUUGCCCCUCUUGGGGGGGGGGGGGGGUGGGGAGAAACCUUGCAAAUAUCUCUACAUAUACUUUCCAAGGGAAUUGAGCAGUUACUUUUUUCAAAGCAAUUAUCUGUAUGAUCCUUGUAAAUAGCUAAGUUGAAUGAAGUAUAUAAAGGCAGGCAUUGUAGCAUAACAUUACUCUGCCAUCAAAACACUACCUUUUUCCUUCUGUUAUAUGUUGUUGAAAUGUCUAUCCACAUUAGGAAACAAAGUAAGAAUAUCUAAAGAAUUCUAAUUGUGUUGUGUUUUCUAUUGUUGUGUAUUUGUUGAUCAGAAUAACCUCUGUUAGGAUGAUGGCAGAUAACUGAUACCACAUGAAUGUUUACGAGUGAAGGAAAUUGCUGGCCAAAAUGGUUAAUGAAACACCAGAUUUGUAUUGAAAGGAUUGAGUUGGCCUGGAAGCAAAUCUUUGUAGAAUUUAUUUUGUUUUAUUGACACUAUUGAGGGUUUGGUUGACAUUGUACAUAUGUUUCAAACAUUAAGCUUGGACAAAUGUAUGCCACAUUAGCUUGUGGAUUUGUGUGUGUUUUUUUUAAAAGUAGGUUCAGUUUCAGAAAAUACCAAUAAAAGUGCCAAUUUCCACUGCA
This is a messenger RNA of Amblyraja radiata (thorny skate), 5641 nucleotides long. Its product is annotated as glucocorticoid-induced transcript 1 protein. NCBI's taxonomy places the organism in Eukaryota, Metazoa, Chordata, Chondrichthyes, Rajiformes, Rajidae. The transcript is spliced from 8 exons. The record is from RefSeq and is a predicted model, not a curated record. Bases 118 to 1662 code for a protein of 514 amino acids.